Molecule: messenger RNA, 2056 nt
Organism: Diabrotica virgifera virgifera (western corn rootworm)
Lineage: Eukaryota; Metazoa; Arthropoda; Insecta; Coleoptera; Chrysomelidae
Product: glucose dehydrogenase [FAD, quinone]
Exons: 8
Coding region: 152-1987 (611 amino acids)
Molecular function (GO): oxidoreductase activity, acting on CH-OH group of donors; flavin adenine dinucleotide binding
Source: RefSeq, a predicted model, not a curated record
UGACGAUAUGUAAAUUUACAUGUGCCGGUGAUAUUUUAUCAUAUUAUUAUUAUAUGUUAAUAUGUUAAUAUUUUGUGAUAAUAAGUACAAUAUAAAAACAGAAUCUCUUUGUGACUAUCAUUCGAGUAUCGCAACUUAACAGUUAUCUACAAUGGCGGAUUGUGGUUGCAUUAAUCCCGGAUACUAUGGGCCCUAUUUGGGUAACAAUUGUGGAGCAGGCAACUUCAUUGUUUUUAUGAGUUUAGUUGAUGCUAUAAUAAGAAAUACGUGUGAUAUAUCAGAUAUCUGUGGAAGAGUUCAAGCCAGACACGAGCCAGACCCAUCUUAUGAUUUUAUUGUAAUAGGUGGUGGAAGUGGUGGAUCGGCUGUGACUGGACGUCUCGCAGAACAUCAAGACUCUAGAGUUUUACUUAUAGAAGCUGGAGUUGACGAGCCUGAAACCUAUCAAGUACCUGGACUGAUUUUGCAAUAUUACACUAACCCGAUCGUGGACUGGAACUAUCGUACCUCCGACGAACCUGUGGCAUGUCAAGAAAAAAAUGGUAGCUGCACUUGGUUAAGAGCUAAAAUACUAGGAGGAUGCUCUGUAAUUAAUGGAAUGAUGUUCACAAGAGGAACUCCACCAGAUUUUGAUAAGAGGUGGAGUGGCGAAGGCAUUAAAGGUUGGACCUGGAACGACGUCCUGCCAUUCUUUAGGAAAUUUGAACAUAAUUUACAGCCUUCAGAAUAUGACUCUGACUACCAUGGUUACGGUGGACCGGUUACUGUGUCUAAUCAAUAUUAUUUACACGACAUAGCAAAAGCCGUUGUCGAAGGAGCUGCAGAAGCUGGUUUUCCAAUUUCCAAAGAUUUAAAUGGUAAAGACUAUACCGGAUUUGCUAAUCCGCAGUCUUAUGUUAAAGAUGGUUCCAGAGUUAGUAUGGCUAAAGCCUUCCUUAGACCUCAAAGAAAUAAUCCAAACUUGCACGUGAUGUUGAACUCUACUGCGACCCGCAUCCUAUUCGACGGCAAUAAAACAGCUUACGCAGUCGAAUUUGUUUACAACAACCAAACCUUCACAGUUAAAGCUAACAAAGAAAUCAUUUUAUCUGCAGGAACAAUGAACUCACCUAAAAUUUUAUUACAAUCUGGAGUCGGACCAAAAGACGCUUUGGACGCUGUUGGAAUUGAACAGAUUCAUAACUUACCUGGUGUAGGACAAAAUUUAAGUAACCAUGUAGCUUUCAGUAUGAAUUACUGGGUUAACAGUACAGUUGAUACUAGAAUUAUUACAUGGCAAACUUUACAGGAUUACAUUCUAAGAAGAACUGGACCUCUGGCUAGCUCAGGACUUGCUGUUACCAGUCGACUGCCAUCUAAAUAUGCAACUGCUGAUGAUCCAGAUAUUCAAAUGUUCUUCACCGUGAGUCAAACUACUUGCUCACCAGAUGGCGAAGUUGAUGAACCAAUUGAUCCAACUGAUCCUCAAAAACCACAACAUGUUUCUAUCAGUGCUGUUAAUUUACACACCAAGAGUCGUGGUAGAAUUACGUUAAAGUCUAACGAUCCACUUGCACCUCCACAUAUGGUAGGAAAUUACUUAACAGUAAAAGAAGAUCAAGAUAGACUUAUUGAUGCCAUAAGACUGGUUCAAAAGCUUACAAGCAGCCCAACUUUAAAAGACAAAUGGCAAUUUGUUUAUGAAAAUGUCACUCACGGCACCUGUGCUGACCAAUACACCUUUGACUCUGAUGAUUACUGGCGCUGUGCUAUCCUCUACAACACUGGUCCGGAAAAUCAUCAAGCUAGUACACUUCGUAUGGGGUCCACAGAUGAUGAAUGGUCUGUUGUAGAUGAAGAACUUAGGGUUAUAGGUCUCCACAAUUUGAGAGUAUCGGACGCUUCGGCUAUGCCUGUGGUUACCAGCUCUAAUACUAAUGCUCCAACUGUCAUGAUUGCCGAGAGAUGCGCUAACUUUAUCCACCAAAGGUGGGGACAUAAUAUCUAAGCAUUACUUUAUACAUGAAAUUAUUGAUAUUAUAUUAUUUUAUAAUCUUAAUAAACUAGAAUUUUUUAA